AGCCAUCUUGGCUCGAGCUUGAAGCCUGCCGCGCGUGGGCUUCUGGCGGCGUGGCGCGCUCGUGGCGCCCGGGCUGCUCUGUCCGCCCGGCUUGCCGCGCUGGGCUGGCCAGGAACGCCCGAGGAUGUCGGCGAAUGCCUUCAAGUUCGUUGUUCCGGACUGCGACGUAGACUCCACCCUCAGCGUGCCAGCUCCAGACGGGAUGCAGCUGAAAAUCCCGCUGAAGGGCUCGCAGAUCCAGCCCGGCGACGAGAUCUACAUGAGCAAGGGCAGCUCGGGCCAGUGGAGCCUUCAGAAGGCCGUGCGGGGCGCCCCGACGCCGCAGCAGGGCGCGCCCGCGCCCCAGCCCGCGCCCCAGUGGCUGUCCGCCGCCGAGAUGGCGGCGCACUGUUCGGGCCCGGGCUCCGCGGCCGUGCGGCUGGACACCACCAAGGGCCCCAUCGUGGUGAGGGUGGCGCCGGCGUGGGCGCCUCGCGGCGCCCAGCGCUUCCUGCAGCUGGUGGAGGAGGGCUACUUCACCGACAUCGCCAUCUACAGGGCUAUCCGUGGUGGCCUGCUGCAGUUCGGGGUGGUGCAGGA
Messenger RNA from Prorocentrum cordatum, 579 nucleotides. Lineage: Eukaryota; Dinophyceae; Prorocentrales; Prorocentraceae. The record is from the annotation of a GenBank genome assembly.